CACUGUUCCGACGUUUUUCCUUCCGCUCUCCAUUGCUUUCUCCGCUGCUAUGGCAUCCGGGCUAGUUAGGCUGUUGUUGCGGGUGCCUGCCCGCCUCCUGGCACCAGCCAUCCCCGACCGAGUCUCGCCAGCUCGGGGGGUGAAGGACUUCCGCGCCGCCGUCCGCUUCCAGAAGGAGUUAGAGCGGUGGCGCCUGCUCCGGAACCCGCCGCCGCCCGUGCGCCGUUCAGAGAAGCCCAACUGGGAUUACCAUGCUGAAAUACAAGCAUUUGGACAUCGGUUGCAGGAAACCUUUUCCUUAGAUCUUCUCAAAACCGCCUUUGUUAAUAGUUGCUAUAUUAAAAGUGAGGAAGCCAAACGCCAAAAACUUGGAAUAGAGAAAGAAGCAGCUCUUCUGAAUAUUAAAGAUAAUCAAGAACUAUCUGGACAAGGGUCAUCUUUUUCACAAACUUGCCUCACACAAUUUCUUGAGGACGCAUUCCCGGACUUGCCCACUGAAGGCGUUCAAAGUCUUGUUGCCUUUCUCACUGGCGAGGAAGUCGUGUGUCACGUGGCUAGAAACUUGGCUGUGGAGCAGUUAACGCUGAGUGCCGAAUUUCCAGUCCCCCCGGCUGUGUUACAGCGGACUUUCUUUGCAGUAAUUGGAGCCCUGCUACAGAGCAGCGGACCUGCGAGGACUGCACUUUUCAUCCGGGACUUCUUAAUUACUCAGCUAACUGGAAAAGAACUCUUUGAGAUUUGGAAGAUAGUCAAUCCCAUGGGGCUACUGGUGGAAGAAUUGAAGAAAAGGAACAUUUCAGCUCCUGAAUCUAGACUUACCAGGCAGUCUGGAAGCACCACAGCUUUGCCUGUGUAUUUUGUUGGCUUAUACUGUGACAGGAAGUUGAUAGCAGAAGGUCCUGGGGAGACCGUCCUGGUUGCAGAAGAGGAAGCUGCUCGAGUGGCUCUUAGGAAGCUCUACGGCUUCACGGAGAAUAGACGGCCGUGGGACUACUCCAAGCCCAGGGAGGCUUUCGGAGCAGAAAAGACCCUCACUGCUGGCCAGCCGGCCGAAGCUAGAGGAGCCUGAAAUUUGUAAGCAAGACGAGUGUUGCGGGUGUUCAGAGCUGGACAUUGCUCAGAUGGUAAAGAAAUGCUUUGUUUCUCAUACUGAGUUCGUGAAAUUAAACUUUAAGUAUUCAUUGGGGAUGGUGUUUUCUUUUUUAAGUUUUUUAAAUCUUUUUUUUUAUGUUUUCCCAAUAAAUUUUUACUAGGUUCUUGAUUUUAUUAUUGUAUAUAACUUGUACAGUUAGGUGUAUUUUAUAUCCUUCUGGCUUUGAGGUACCAUAAUUUGAAUGUAUGUUUAAUGUGAGUGAACUUUGCUGUAAUACCAAUAAAAAAGUUAUUCUCUAAUUGUUCAAUUGCAGUUUGAUAUACCCAGG
Messenger RNA from Pteronotus mesoamericanus, 1421 nucleotides. It is a transcript of the gene MRPL44, whose product is annotated as mitochondrial ribosomal protein L44. Gene Ontology annotation, cellular component: mitochondrial large ribosomal subunit; microprocessor complex; nucleus. The record is from RefSeq and is a predicted model, not a curated record. The transcript has 4 exons. NCBI's taxonomy places the organism in Eukaryota, Metazoa, Chordata, Mammalia, Chiroptera, Mormoopidae. Gene Ontology annotation, molecular function: double-stranded RNA binding; ribonuclease III activity. Gene Ontology annotation, biological process: RNA processing; mitochondrial translational elongation. Bases 50 to 1069 code for a protein of 339 amino acids.